This is a messenger RNA of Drosophila innubila, 1346 nucleotides long. Its product is annotated as probable serine hydrolase. The record is from RefSeq and is a predicted model, not a curated record. Lineage: Eukaryota; Metazoa; Arthropoda; Insecta; Diptera; Drosophilidae. Bases 262 to 1293 code for a protein of 343 amino acids. The transcript has 2 exons.
ACACUAGUCACACAUUUAGCCUCAGUUGCCGGUCAGCUCUUUAAGUAGAAAGACAUACGUCGCUUAAUCGAUUAAUCAUACAUUGAAUUAGUUUAAAAAAAUAAAAGUUAUGUGAUUAAAUGACUAGCAUUAAUCGCAUGCUACUUAGAUUAUCGUUUCAACUCAAUCAAGUUUAUAGAAAAUAACCUUUGGAAGUGCCAAAAAGAACAAGAGCAACAAAUCAACAACAACAAAGGGUCGACCAAAGUUCAGAGAGGCGCAAUGGGAACAUUAUCAUUGAGCGACUAUGAAGAUGUCCGCAUUUGGGCGCCUUGGGGUCACAUUUCGGGUCGUUGGUACGGCAAUCGAACGGAGCGACCUAUUUUGGCCAUACACGGUUGGCUCGACAAUCUGGGAAGCUUUGAUACAUUGAUACCGCUGUUGCCGGAUUACCUGGGAGUGCUCUGCAUCGAUCUGCCUGGACAUGGAUGCUCCUCUCGACUGCCGCCAGGGAUGCACUACAGUGUGGCCGACUAUGUGCUGAUCAUAGCCCGCGUAAUGAAGGAGUACAAAUGGUCGAAGGUCUCCCUGAUGGGUCACUCCUUGGGCGGUGUCUUGAGCUACAUUUACACUGCACUCGCACCUCACACCGUGGACAUGGUCAUCGCCUUGGACAUUGUGCUGCCUCCGUUGGAGUCACCCGAAUUAUUAUCCUCUUGGUCCCCCUUUUUCGACAAGCAUCUGGUGGAGGAGGAGCGCUCGGAGCAGCUGGAAAUGCACGAACCACCCUCCUACACCCUCGCCCAGCUGCGCAGUGUGCUCAGCAAGGGAACCUACGAGUCGGUGCCUCCAGAAUCAGCUCAUCAUCUGCUGUAUCGCAGUGUGACCAAGUCUCAGCUGUAUCCGGAUAGAUAUUACUUCUCCAAAGACGGUCGCGUCAAGUAUUAUGUCAUAUUCCCCAUGUAUCCGCAAAUUGCUGCCGAACUGGCGCGACGUAUUAAGCGGAAACCCUAUUUAGUAAUCAAAGGCUCCAGAUCCUUUUAUAUCAACUCCACGUCCGAAGAGGUCAUCUCCAUUUUGAGAAGCCAGAAUCCGCAUUUCGAGUACCACGAAGUGUCAGGUGCUCAUCACGUCCAUCUCACGAAUCCCACCGAGGUGGCCAAGCAUAUAGUUCGCUUUCUGAGACACCACCGUCCUCCCCCCGUGGCAAGUUGGUCGCUGGCCGGCGAGGAGGCAACCCUGAGCAAAAAGGAGAGACGCAAGGCACAGGAACGUUUCUUUUCCUGGAACCUCAAGCGACGCAGCAAAUUGUAAAGCGAAAAUGGAGAGGGGAAAAGCUUAAAACGUAUUAAUUAACGCAGGAAAAA